Molecule: messenger RNA, 1799 nt
Organism: Rhipicephalus microplus (southern cattle tick)
Lineage: Eukaryota; Metazoa; Arthropoda; Arachnida; Ixodida; Ixodidae
Biological process (GO): GDP-L-fucose salvage
Molecular function (GO): fucokinase activity
Source: RefSeq, a predicted model, not a curated record
UGCGCCUUCCACGCAGGCCUGGCGUUUUUCUUCCUGCUACGCCUGUUUUGCCCCUAUCAGUUUUCAUUUUUUUUAUCUUUAUUCACAACGCUGCAUAGCAAGCUGCUCCUAUUGGUAGGCCUGGUAAUAGGCGUGGGACCUGCUGCAGAACCGCUUCCUGCUGGCGCAACACGAGUGGAUGGCAAGGACGGCGCAAGACGCGCUCCUGGUCAUUUGAGAAGCAUCUCAUGGGCGAACACAAGACAUGUCAGCGUCGAUAUAACAGCCGCGCCACCGAAGCUCCUGAUCCCGAGCUCUGCCGUGGUACAAGCAUCAGGGAGCACGCCUCUCGAUACAGGGCCUAAUUACCACCCUGUAGAUUUUCUGCCUUUUUCAACUGGAACACCAACGCACGAAUCACUCGUGCUCAUACCGAGCCCCGUAUACGGACCUUUCGCCACACCUUUCCACGUGCCAUUAUCUUACCACCCUAUGCCACCAUUUUCUCUGUCUGUGCCAUAUGUGAUACAAAGGCACCCGGUCCUUGGCUUUGACAACGCCAGAUACCAGUUUGAGAUAUACCACAGUCCAACAUCCUUCGUACCAUUGCUAUAUCUCCCUCCACUUCCGCCACCUCCUCCCGGUUACCCGCCUCUGCCUCCCCUACCUGGUCGCCCCGGGACGCUUCCGUCGCCCUCUCCGUCUCCGAAGCCGCCAAGACUUCCGAAGCCUGAGCUGCCACCAACUCGGAAACCUCAGUUUCCUCCUAAGGUGCCUUCACCUCCCCAGCAGCCACCAAAGUCGCCGUUACCGACGCCGUCUCCUCCCAUCACACCAGCGCCCCCAAAGCGACCCGUGCCGCCCCCAAGAAAGCAGCCGCGACCACCGACAGUCAGACCACCGCCGCAACCAUUGCCGGUUCCCAAACCACUCCCAGUGCCGAAGCCAGCGCCUAGGCCUCCUUCCUUACCGAAACCUCAAACUCUGCCGAAGCCAGUGCCUAGGCCUCCUUCCGUGCCGAAACCGCCAACCCCGCCCAAGCCUGAGAGAAAGCCGGAGCCCCCCGAAAGAGUGCCUGGUCCUCCUUCCGUGCCAAAACCUCCAACUCUACCCAAGCCUGAAAGAAAGCCGGAACCCCCCGAAACAGUGCCUAGGCCUCCUUCCGUGCCGAAACCUCCUACUUUGCCCAAGCCUGAGAGAAAGCCAGAGCCCCCCGAAAAAGUGCCUAGGCCGCCUUCCGUACCCAAACCUCCAACUCUGCCCAAGCCUGAGAGAAAGCCGGAGCCCCCCGAAACAGUGCCUAGGCCUCCUUCCGCGCCGAAACGUCCAACUCUGCCCAAGCCUGAGAGAAAGCCGGAGCCCCCCGAAACGGGACCAGUUCCCUUGCCAGAGGACGAGGACGAAACUGAGAUAGCCGACCCACAAUCGGAUCCACCUGUGCUCUACGGAGAUAAUACUCCUGGACGGGAAGAAUUUACGAGUUACUACGAACCCGAUGUACUUUCAGCCCAUGUUGCUGCGGAAAAAGUCGCCGAUGCCGUCAGUACUACAGCAAGUGAUUUUAUCGGUCUUAGUGGUACACUUCAUUCGAAGACGCAACCGGAGUCUUCUGCUUACAAUAGCCACGUCGUGGAAGUAUGAAGUCUGGCAAUCUCAUGCUGAACGUUUAUUCGUGCAGUGAAUCGAUUCCUUAACUUCCCCCAUGAGUCGCGUUAUUUAACAAUACAUUCAUUUGACGCCCAUGCUAACAAAAAUGAUCUCGCUUCCUAAUAACGAUGUUCCACGCACCUCUAUUACUUAUUAUAAACACAUAUUUAUUU